This is a messenger RNA of Komagataella phaffii GS115, 1233 nucleotides long. RefSeq lists its product as uncharacterized. The record is from RefSeq and is a predicted model, not a curated record. The transcript has a single exon. NCBI's taxonomy places the organism in Eukaryota, Fungi, Ascomycota, Pichiomycetes, Pichiales, Pichiaceae. Bases 1 to 1233 code for a protein of 410 amino acids.
AUGAAUGUCAGUGUUGCAUUAAAUGAAAUUCCAGAGGCUGGUCCUGGGAAGAAAGUCAUGUUUACGUCAAUAGCGCUCCUGGUCGGGAUGUAUCCGCCAACGUCACCAAAGUACCCGGGACGUAUCUACUUAACAGAUUUUUCAGAGAUUGCACCUCAUAUUGAUCCAUGUCCUGAUCAAAUUGCUGUUAGAAAGCUGGGCUAUGAGUUUGACGUCAAAAAAGUUUUGAGAUGUUACAUCUUCCAGGACGUCCUAGAUAGAUUUUUCAGCGGAGUGGACCCUCUGUUAGGAGAUGAUGACAUCCCAGUGAAUCCUCCCAUGGAUACCAAAUAUUCUUUAAAUUCUCUGUUGGAAGUUGCUGAUAAAGCCCGUAUCGUGGGGUUUAAAGGUCAAGUCACUGUGGUGAGAAAUUCUACAACCGAAACUGUUAGAAUCUCGUCCAUGUGGUACGUAGAUGAUCUGUAUAGUCUGGGAGCUCAUGAUCUCUUUCUUUAUUCAGCUUUCAUUGGAAGAAUGAGAAGAGACUGUUUAAAGCUAUAUCAGUUGGAAAAGGUCCGUCUGGAUCGCCUACUAAAUUCUGAGGAGAAGAUAAGCUGGAGACCAAAAGCAGUAGAAAAUGGGUUGGGAUCAGACAAAACCAGAGAUAUGAAGAUGAUGUACUCAUCUUCACCAUGCUCUUUAUCAAGAGAAGAUUCCCUUUUCAUAUCAAAACGAUCAAGGACGUCAAAUGAUUCCUUUACAGAUGAAAGAUCCAGUACAAAGGCAUUACCGGUGUCGGCGGGGGCAUACUCUUCGAAUCCUACAGUGGCAGAACUUGCCAAUCGUUUUUCUGGUCUUAAUGACGUUGUUACUGAUGAAAUGUUCCUCGUGACAGCCAAAGUGGUUGAAGUUCUCCCUCUAGAUAUGGAAGUGGUGUACAAAACAUCUCCCUCGGGGUCACUAUUUAUACACCCCUUGAACCUUCGUAUUGCCGACCAAGUGUUACUGUCCAUAUCACAGGAACAAUACAUUGAUAUUACAAUUGGAAUUGACUGGAUCCUGCGAUUUUUUCAGUAUCCUGACUUGGAGAAACUGUAUAUUGAUUGGGUUUCCGUCAAAAACAAGUUGGAGACGAUCGUUACGAACAGACAGCCAAUUAAAUUUAGACUACGAAGAAAACAUGUUCUUGUUGCUCCCGAUGUUACACAACCAGCAUGGCAUGCUAUGGACUUGACUAUAAACGACCUGGUGUAG